AUGCGUAAGUUGGGCUUUGCAGAGAGUCAGAUUGUCAUGAUUAUGAAGUGUGUCAGUACCGUUUCUUACUCGGUUAUUGUUAAUAGCAGUCCAUAUGGCAAGGUGACACCUUCUAGAGGACUCAGGCAAAGGGACCCUUUAUCCCCGUAUCUCUUUCUUCUCUACGCGGAGGGGUUGAGUUCUUUAUUGCAAAGUGCUAAAAAUGAAGUGAGGAUAACGGGAGUUCCUGUGUCGGCAGGUGGUUUUCAUUUGAGUCACCUCUUUUUCGCUAAUGCUAGCUUACUCUUUUGCAGAGCUAAUUUUGUAGAAUGGGGGAAUGUUUUAUCGGUGUUGCAUACCUAUGAGCUGGCUUUGCGACAAAAGUUGAAUAAUGAGAAAACCUCCAUUUUCUUUAGCAAAAAUACUCGAAGGGAGUUCAGAGAUCAUAUCUGCUCGUUUGUGGGUAUUUCAGAUUCAUCCUCUUUUGAGAAGUGUUUGGGACUUCCAGCAAUGGUGGGUAGAUCAAAAACUCAAACUUUUGCAGGGAUAAAAAGCAGAGUGCAACGCAAGUUGGAUGGGUAG
This is a messenger RNA of Alnus glutinosa, 561 nucleotides long. RefSeq lists its product as uncharacterized. Lineage: Eukaryota; Viridiplantae; Streptophyta; Magnoliopsida; Fagales; Betulaceae. The record is from RefSeq and is a predicted model, not a curated record. The coding region runs from base 1 to 561 and encodes 186 amino acids. The transcript has a single exon.